AUGCGUUUCCCUUCCACGGCGCUUCUAGCGUCGACGUUGCUCGCAAUAUCAGCACAAGCCCGAUUUGUCAUAUACGCAGACGAAUGGCACCCAACGCGUCCCAAUGGCCCACGAGAUCGAGCUGGCAUCGACCAUGUCAUCCUCGCCUUUGCCCCAGCCAACGCAACAGCUACGUUCCAGCCGAAAGUCCCCGUACACAUCAUCCGCACCGAGUUCCCCAACGCAAAGGUCAUGAUUGCUGUUGGCGGCUGGGGCGAUACGGCUGGUUUUUCCGAAGCCACGAAGUCAGACUCAUCGAUGCUCGCGUUUGCCGCUGAUGUUGCUACUAUGCUUGCCAGGACUGGAGCGGAUGGAGUCGAAGACAUUGAUUGGGAAUAUCCUGGCGGCAACGGAGCGGACUACAAACAAGUGACGAACCGGGAUCAGACUUACCAGAUCACUGCGUUCCCUAAGCUACUAGUUGCCAUCCGUGCCGCUAUUGGGAAGAAGCUGCUUUCGAUCGCUGUCCCAGGAAAAGAAGGCCAGUCAUCAUAUACAUUUGACAUGCUUGGAUACACUCGAACAACCGGACCUCGGGUCUGGCCAUCCGUCGAUUUCAUCAACGUGAUGAGCUACGACCUAAUGAACCGCCGAGACACAGUAACCAAACACCACAGCUCCGCCAUCGAUGCUGAAAACAGCAUAAAAGACUACCUCGCCAUGGGCGCACCCUCCUCCAAGCUCAACCUAGGCUUCGCAUACUACGCAAAAUACUUCACCACGCAAGGCGACUGCAGUGGCAGCCCCCUCAACUGCCCCAUCGUCCUUGCGGAAGAUGCCCAAGGCAAAGACACACUCACCUCUGGCGCCUGGACCUUUGAGAGAUCUCGCAUGCGUCCCGUUGAUGCCUCCUCUCUGACCGUAUCCCGAGACGGCAGCUGCGGUCCAGAAAAGGGAACCAAGUGUGAGACAGGCUGUUGUUCUCAACACGGCCACUGCGGUACUUCGCCUGAGCAUUGCAACGGCGCCUGUCAACAUGCGUUUGGAACUGGAUGUACGGACGCCGAUGUAGCAGCUUCAUGGCAGCUCGCAGCCAAACACGGUGUUACUGACGAGGUAGCUGGCGGACAAUACUACUUCGAUGCCACAAACCGCCUCUUCUGGACAUGGGAUACGCCCGAACUCAUCACAAGGAAAUUCGACAACAUCGUCCGUAAAUACAAGCUCGGUGGCGUCAUGGCAUGGAGUCUAGGUGAAGACAGCGCGAACUGGAGGCAUAUUCGACAUAUGGCGAAGGAGGUUGCCAAAGUUGGACUCGGUUCAGCGACUGCCAGCGACUCCAACGUGCCAGUCGACGCACGUGGCUACAUGUACGAUCAGAUUGCUCUUUAUUGCUGUCCGAACGGCUACGAUCCAGCGAAUUAUUUGAUCUACCAACCAAUAUGCCUGUUUCAAUUCUCUGACCAUCCUUUUUUGGUCGAUUGCGGGGAUGGGAAAGGGUUCGUUUACUGUGCAUGCGAAACCCCCGACUGUUACUGGGGGCCACUUGAUCCGGACCACUACGAUGGCAACGACUCGGUUCAUUCCAUGUUGAACGAAGAUGGCCCUUUUGAGAUGCAAUACACCUCGGACGCCCUCCAAGCGACGCCAUCGGAGCCCAACCCAACCGCACUCAAGACUCCGGAGCCUCAUUACCGUGUCUUUUUGGAAUGCAUGGGCGAUGAUGGUUGGCUGACAAGCUGUCCGGACUGGGUCACCUCAAAGGUUCUCCAUGGAACCGCAACUGAGCCCGAACCCGCCGCAAUCGAAACCUCAUGGCCGACUGACGCUAUCAUCCUUGAAUGCAUGGGCGAGAACGGUGGCCUGACUUGGUGUCCGCAAUCUUACACAGACGAAGCUCUAUCGAGUAUGACCGCUAUCGAGACUGGGUUUACUACGCAUAUCGGUAUACCGCAGGCGCCGGAGAGUGAGCUUCCUGGUGGAUCUUACGGUAUGCGUAGACGUGAGAGGGCACACAAGGCGUGA
Molecule: messenger RNA, 2004 nt
Organism: Alternaria viburni
Lineage: Eukaryota; Fungi; Ascomycota; Dothideomycetes; Pleosporales; Pleosporaceae
Exons: 5
Coding region: 1-2004 (667 amino acids)
Biological process (GO): carbohydrate metabolic process; chitin catabolic process
Cellular component (GO): extracellular region
Molecular function (GO): chitinase activity; chitin binding
Source: RefSeq, a predicted model, not a curated record